ACAACAAAUUCAUACAAGGUCAACGGAUUUAAUAUAUUUUAAAUGGAAAUCAUUCCUGAAGGUAGACACUUUCGUUUGGUGCAUGAAUCAGAGCUUUCAGAAAUUUUGGUAACUUUAGAGCGCUAUCUGCCGGAAUCAUUAAAGUUUCAUCAAACUAUUAAAACGUACCUGAAUGAUCGUAUUUGGGAUUUUAAGUUUUAUGUUGCUAAAGAUUGGCCCGAAAAACCGAUAAUAUUACAUUUUCCAGGAUGCACGCUUACGCCCCACAACAAUAUAUACCAAACAUUUGGCAUAUUUUGUCCAUCCGCACAAAUCGAACAUGUCGAUCUGAUGCGCACCGAAGAUGUACUUAUAGAUUGGCAGAAGCCAUUGUACCUGAACUUUACGCACAUCGCUAUUAUGAAUCGCCUGGAUGAUUUCUAUUCGAAAAUUGGUCUAAUGGAGCGACUGAGUGGUGAUAUCUAUGUGUGCAACAAGCUGAAUACGGAACUGGAGCUGGAGCCCCUGCCCGAGGAUGCGGAGAUGCGACUGCUGACAUUGGACAAUGUCCAGGGCAUACACGAUCUAUAUCCGGCCAAUGAAAUCGAAUGCGUCAAAUUAUUUGAUAUACUCGUCCGUGUCCUGCCCGGUUUGGGUAUAUUCCGCAAGGAUACAAACGAGCUGGCCGCAUGGAUGGUCCAUUCAUAUUAUGGCGCUAUGUUUUCGAUGCAAACACGUCCAGAUUAUCGACGCAUGGGUUAUGGCAUCCGUCUGGCCAAGGCGUUGACUCAGCUCGUCAUCGAGCGCGGCUACACACCCUUCGUUGUCAUACGUCCACAGAACGAUGCGUCCAGGAAUCUAUAUACAAAACUGGGCUAUGUCAAGGCAUACGAGACGUGCCGUGUGCGUAUGACACCCGAUUGCUAUGAGGAUAGCACCGUGGGCACCAUAAGUAACACAUCCUAUGCCAAGUUUCCGCCACUACCUCAGGGCGAGUGUGUUGUUCCGUUGCGCAAGCAUGUGCCCGGCGAGAGUCAGACUGUGGACGACGAGGGCAUCGAGGAUAUGUUGGCUGAAAAAUGUGAUAUCAGCAACGAAGAGGCUAGAGAGCGUAAGACCACAACUGAUGAGGGCAUCGGAGAGGAUAAGUAG
Molecule: messenger RNA, 1131 nt
Organism: Drosophila virilis
Lineage: Eukaryota; Metazoa; Arthropoda; Insecta; Diptera; Drosophilidae
Molecular function (GO): acyltransferase activity, transferring groups other than amino-acyl groups
Source: RefSeq, a predicted model, not a curated record